This is a messenger RNA of Trichobilharzia szidati, 3627 nucleotides long. The record is from the annotation of a GenBank genome assembly. Lineage: Eukaryota; Metazoa; Platyhelminthes; Trematoda; Strigeidida; Schistosomatidae.
AAUUCAGGCACCCUUUUUAACCCGCAUAGUGUAACUCACUGAGUUUUUUACUAAUGAGUACGGAAGAGAAAGAAAUGUGCCCCUUGUGUAUGGAACCAAUGGAAGCAGAUGACCUUGCUUUUUAUCCAUGCGACUGUCGGUACCAGGCAAGUAAACGUAAAAUAUUUCGUUGUAAUCGGAGUAGGUAUGCCGCUUCUGUUGGGCUAAAAUCAUCAAUGAAGAAAAUGGCCUGUGUCCAGCAUGUCGGAAGGAAUAUAAUUCGGAGAAACCAGCUUCAUAUAAACCUAUUUCAGAAUCAGAGUAAGCUUUUUUCAUUACGAUAAACUGUUUUUUUUUUUAGAGAAUCUCGAUGUAGAUCAAGCAGGAGACGUAAGGAAUAUAUGAAGAAGACAAAAUUAAACCCUGAGAUGCUUAAAAUAUUACCGGAAUUAAGAGUUGUGCAGCCGAACCUUAUAUUUGUGGUCGGGUUGCCCACGUGGAUUUCCAAAGACAAAGAUAUUUUGAAGGGUCAGGAUUAUUUUGGGCGCUAUGGAAAAAUAUUCAAAGUUGAGGUUAACCAGAACCAAACUUUCGGUGGACCACAGGGUCAACCCAGUUUCAGUGCAUACAUAACGUAUUAUCGAGCUGAAGAUGCUAUGCGCUCAAUUAGAGAUCUUAAUCAAAGCACGUUACAUGGAAGACCUAUUCGUGUUUCUCUUGGUACGACGAAGUACUGUAGUCAGUUCCUAAGAGGCACUAAGUGUACCAAGCAUGAGUGUAUGUAUUUGCAUGAAUUGGGCGAUUCAGCUGCAAGUUUUACUAAGGAAGAAAUGCAAGCUGGAAAGCAUACUGAAUAUAUGAAUAAGCUGUUACAAGAAUUUUGUCAAUCUAAAUCAUCGUGUACUUUGGAUUCACAAAAAGAGGAAACCACUAUCUUAGGUCCAGUAGAUUCUUCCGGGUCAAAUACAAACGAUGCUACUAUAUCCCAUCCUGUUGAAUCAAGCAGUCAUUCAAAUGGUCGAAGUCGGGUGAGAUAUGAUGGUACUUCUUCCAUGUCAAGUGAAAACUCAAAUUUUCAAAUGUUGGAUAGAUCUACGUCACAGUCAGAGCAGACAUCUGAUUCAGGAAGGAAUGUAUCGACUAGAGAUACUCGUAAAUUAAGACAUACAGAUAAAGACCAUAUGAGUGGAAAUUCAGUUUCUGAUGCUUCUGUCAAUGAUAAAUCCAAAUUAAGUUACGGGAAUUCCAAUAAGUCCAGCAACUGGAAUCAUUCAUCAUCUUCAUCAGAUUAUUCAUAUAGGAAACCUGCGAAAAAUUCGUUUGGAACUUUUCAUUUUAAGAAUACACCUGAAACAACAGACGCAGAGAAGUCUUACGGUGUAGGUGGUAAAAGUGUUAAUGUACGACAUAAUCAUUCCGUACAAAAUCGAAUUCCAGUGACUCAGUCCGCUCCAUCUAAUCAAGUAUCCACUGCUGCAGAGCCAGUUUGCACAAAUAGUAAUAGUUGUCAUCGUACCUGGUGUCGUCCGACUUCAGUGAAUUCAUCUAAUAUGCAACCACUAUUAGGAGAUGAACCUGCAGAUAUUGAUUUUGAUCCAUUUCGUGAAUCACAACAGGGUUUAGCUGAAUUGUUAGCUGCUGAAGUUGCACGCCUUGAAGUAUCUGAUUCUCUAUCCAAUCAUCGUGUAUGUUAUGCUAAUGGAUCUUCAGUGAAUAAAACUCCUUACUGUUCAACUGGUGGUGGUGGUGAUCCAGUGAAAUCACAGUCUUCUCACAUCGACACCAGAGUUCCUCAGACAACAGUAGGUUGCGAUCCUUCUCAACCUACAGGAAUACAUCCAUGGUAUCCUAAUUUAAUGUCAUACAACAGAAGUAACAAUGAUGCAGAUAAAGUAUCCAAUGUGAGUUACAAUAAUUUUACUAGCCAUUAUCCACCUCCUGGUUUUGAGGAGGCUGUAAAAGCUUAUGAUCAGGCUUCUUCUAACAAUCAGUUCUUGUCAUCUUCUGCACCUGAUCCUUUAAGUCCAGCCUAUCCAGAGCCAAAUUAUUCAUGCCCUGAAAAUUUUGGAUGUAACAAUAACAAUAUACAUAAUACAACUGGUUCUUUACUACAAUCUACUGCAUUUUCAAGAAAUCUACCUUCUACAGACUCUAGUAGUGGAAAAUAUACAGCAAACUCUAUGUCUUUAGAGAAUUGGCUCGAAGCUAAACGAAUAUCUGAUCAUAUAAGUGCAAUGUAUCCAGAUACCUUUUAUUCACCAAUUCCUCCACCUCUACCUAAUGUUAACAACAACCAGGUAAAGGGUGAAUCAAUUCCACAGAACUCUAGUCAGUUUAUGAACAACGUAUUUACUGCUGUGUUCAAUGCUCCCGGUGUAACAAGUAAUGGUGCAACCAGUAUGUAUGAUAAAUCUGCAGCAAAAUCUUCAGCAUCUAUGUUCGAUCUUAGUCAACUAAUUAAUCAGCUUUAUUGUCAAUCCUCUAGUUAUUCAGAAACAAAUACACAUCCUCCUAAUGAUUGGUCGGCUAGAGUCAGUAUGCCUUUAGGAUGUACACAGAAUGAAGUUGUAGAUUCAUCUAUGUGUUCUAGUUCAGCAGCGCCAAACCCGAAUAUUUUCAUCCCUGGAAAAUAUGUAUCUAGGACAGGUUCUUUCCCUAGUAAUAAUGAAUAUCAACAACAUCAGAAGAUGCUGUUUGGCAUAUAAGUGUCCUUUUUGAUGAUGCCCAUUAGUUUGUAUUGAUGUCUGUUUUUGAAGAGAGAUAUUCUAGUCAUAUUACUUCAUAACUAUGAUACAGUGUGAUAAUGUUUUCACUAACAUGUGUAAAGAGUUUGUGUGUGUGUGUGAAUGUGUAGUUUUUUUAUUAUAGAAAAGUAUCUUUUUCUUUGUAAGUAUUUUAAUUAGCCUAGUCAAUUCUAGGGGGGUUAUUCAUCAUAGUAAUCCUGAGUAAUUCAUUUUCAUUUAGGUGUAGUAUUUGGAGAAGGAAUGUAGUUUUGCAGAGUCAAUACCUAAUCGCUUUUUGUUGUAAGGCGAGCUCGCCUUAGCGCUGGGUUCAAACCCUGGCGGUGGAUGUGUACUACUGAAGAGUCCCAAGCCAGGACGAAACAGCUGUGCAGGUUUUCCAAUGGUUCUCUCAGCUCAUGAUGAAAUCCUUUAACCAGUUUGAAAUUGUGUUUUUUAAAAUUCUUUAUUAUGGUUCUUCAAUUUUAGUAUUACUUUUUUUCUUGAGUAUUAGACAAAAGACCGUGUCCAGUCUGAGUUAUUGGCUGGACAGUGGCUCACUGUAGAACCUUACGUUUGGCUUGCAUCAUUACAAGUUGUCACGGUUGGACAAGGCACAUAAGAUAAGAGAAUAGAAGUGUAAUGUUACUUUACAGAGGUAGAGGUGUGUUAGGGAAUAAUUAAAUUGUGAAGCAGUCAAGAUAUUCUGAAUUUCGAAGAUAAUGAGGAAUAGACACAGGGAUGAUUAUAAAUAAUUUUGAGCCAUUCCAUGAACAGGCCCUAGCUACCGACUGCUAAAAUCCUGACCACUUCAGACACGCAACCUACACCAAUACUUAUAGACUUCAUGAAUUAUUACUAUAUCUUGAUAUGAUGCCCUGUUAUUUAAAAAAAAGAGUGUAAUCCUAUCUCAGUGGACAUUACUCAU